Talaromyces rugulosus is the source of this 1896-nucleotide messenger RNA. RefSeq lists its product as uncharacterized. The record is from RefSeq and is a predicted model, not a curated record. Bases 1 to 1896 code for a protein of 631 amino acids. The transcript has 3 exons. Gene Ontology annotation, biological process: protein peptidyl-prolyl isomerization; protein folding. Lineage: Eukaryota; Fungi; Ascomycota; Eurotiomycetes; Eurotiales; Trichocomaceae. Gene Ontology annotation, molecular function: protein binding; peptidyl-prolyl cis-trans isomerase activity.
AUGGCAGCAGCAGAAGAAGCUGCAGGCUCAGUGCCCACCAAGCGCCCCUUGUCAGACGUCGUCGCCGACGAGAACGGUGGCGACUCGUCCGACGACGAUGAUUUUGGCCCUGCGCUGCCCGCUGCAGCUGCGCCCAAGAAGAAACGCCGCAAGCUCGCCUUUGAGAAAGUCUACGUCAACGCGCUGCCUGCGUCGCCGCGCUACUCCAAGUCGCUCAUGCACCGGGAACAGCUGGCGUUUGUGGACUUUACCGUGUCGACUGAGUUUCUGAUUACGAGCUCGGUCGAGGGCGUUGUCAAGUUCUGGAAGAAGAUGGCCGUGGGCGUGGAGUUUGUCAAGGAGUUUCGCGCACAUGUUGGUGAGAUUACGAGUACGAGCGUGAGUGCUGAUGGGAGGAGCUUUGCGACGACGGGGACGGACAAGACGGUUAAGAUUUUUGAUGUGAUCACAUUUGAUCUUCUGGCUAUGAUCAACCUGGACUUUUCGCCGCGAUGCGUCUGCUGGGUGCACCGACGAGGCGCAUCUCUGCCGCUGCUCGGCGUCAGCGACGAGGCCAGUCCGGCCAUAUCUAUAUUCGACGGGCGCGGAGAGAAUACCACACCGCUGCAUACGCUGUCCUCAAUACACAGGAAACCCGUGGUCGCCAUGGCCUUUAACAACGCGUUCGACUGCGUGGUCUCGGCCGAUGAAGCCGGCAUGAUCGAGUACUGGCGACCUUCGUCAGACAGCGACUUUUCCAAACCGGACAAUGUGUUUGAGCUCAAGUCAGCUACGAAUCUAUUUGAAUUCCGAAAGAACAAGUCUGUCCCCGCGUCCAUCACAAUAUCCCCCUCGGGCCAUCAGUUUGCGACAUUUUCGUUUCCGGACCGCCAAGUGCGCAUUUUUGAUUUCCAGUCGGGCAAGCUGUACCGAACGUACGACGAGUCGAUAACGACAAUCACCGACAUGCAGGAAGCCGGAACUGCGCUGGAACGUCUCGAAGAAGUCGAGUUUGGACGGCGCAUGGCCGUCGAACGAGAACUCGAAAACGCCGUGACGCGGUCCAAGGUGCGAAUCAGCUUUGACGAGUCCGGCCAUUUUAUUUUGUAUGGUUCACUCCACGGUAUCAAGUGCAUCAACACCUUCACGAACCGUGUGGUGCGGGUCUAUGGUAAAGACGAGCCCUUUCGAGCCCUCAAUCUCGCUUUAUACCAGGGCCAGCCGCAGAAAAAGGGAGUUGUCACGGUCAGCAUGGCCGCCAGCGCCAACCCUCUGCUGCAAGAAGCCGAAGAACGUGACCCCAUCCUCGUGGCUACGGGGUUUGGCAAAGUGCGUUUUUACAUGUUCACCAACGAGACCGAAAUCAGCAAAUCAACGCGCGACAUCCAAAACGAAAAGCCGCGCGAGAACGACCUCGCAGACCAAGAAUCCAAACAGCGACAAACCCAGUCGGGGACAUCUGCUAUCCUGCACACCACCAUGGGCGACAUCCACCUGCGUUUAUUCCCACAAGUCGCACCCCUCGCCGUCGAAAGCUUUGUCACGCACGCGCGCCAGGGAUACUACAACAACACCAUAUUCCAUCGCAUAAUCCGCAAAUUCAUGAUCCAGGGCGGCGACCCUCUGGGCGAUGGUACCGGCGGAGAAAGCAUCUGGGGCGGCGAAUUCGCCGACGAAUUCUCGCCAAACAUCAAACACGACAAACCAUACACACUGAGCAUGGCUAACGCGGGACCAAAUACGAACGGGUCGCAGUUUUUUAUUACGACGGAGAAGACGCCGUGGUUAGAUGGGAAACAUACGAUUUUUGGGAGGGCGGUGCAGGGAUUGGAUGUGGUGCAUCGGAUUGAGAAUGUCAAGGUGAAGAAGGAGAGGCCGGAGGAGGAUGUGAAGAUUGUGAGUAUUAGUGUGUCGUGA